This is a messenger RNA of Globicephala melas (long-finned pilot whale), 3039 nucleotides long. RefSeq names its product alpha-1,6-mannosyl-glycoprotein 2-beta-N-acetylglucosaminyltransferase (gene MGAT2). Gene Ontology annotation, molecular function: alpha-1,6-mannosylglycoprotein 2-beta-N-acetylglucosaminyltransferase activity. The record is from RefSeq and is a predicted model, not a curated record. Gene Ontology annotation, cellular component: Golgi membrane; Golgi stack. Gene Ontology annotation, biological process: oligosaccharide biosynthetic process; protein N-linked glycosylation. Lineage: Eukaryota; Metazoa; Chordata; Mammalia; Artiodactyla; Delphinidae.
CCCGUCCCUUCUCCGAGAACCGCAUCAGCCUGGUUUCACUUUUCCCUCCGAAGCAUCGUCAUCCUUUCCUCAGCAGCCCUGAAGGCUGACGUGUCCCUAAUAAGUGCUUCCCGGCCCAGCAGCCGCCAUGCGAGAGCCCCUUUCCGGAAGGGAGAAGCCCGUUUUUGAAAUCCACCAACCAAGGAGGCGGGCCUCGCCCUCCCUCUCCUACCAGGGCCCACACGGCCCAGCCCUGGAUCCUGAGCACUGGGGACUCCAGCCGGAAUCGCCACCGCCCCGCACCCCGCUUACCUGGAAAACCCGCGUCCACGCUCCGGCCUCGUUCUGCUCACGCCUCACAGGAAAGGAAGGAACGCCCCGGAUGUAGGAACUGAGCCUGAGCGACCGCGCUGCGGCCCAAUAGGCAGCGGGCGGCGACGGCCGUGCGUCUCCAGACUCGACCGGCAAGCGCCAACCGACGGCCCGAGGGGCGGGGCGGAGGGGUGUGGGCCCGGGGACCGCGGCGUACGGCGGGCCGGUCGCUGGUUGUCAGGACAGUCACCGCCGGAGUGGUGCGAGGGUACGUCCCUUGGUCUGAGACGUCCGGGGCCGCGUAAAGAUGAGAGCACAGAGGACGCAGGGCCGCUGGAAGCGCAGGUAACGGAGCCGGAGUGCGGUGGGGCCGCGACAGGCUUCUUCCGGGACCCGUGCUGAAUGGAGAGGACCGAGGCGACGCCGUGCCGCGGCUCCUAGCGGCGGGGCCGGUGCCCGAGCUGCAGCUGCCAGGCGACGAUGUGUGGAGCCCGGGCGGCGCGGGGGAGCUGAGAGCCUUCGGGCCCCAGGACCCCCGGGGCCCGGGAUGAGUUAGCGAGGACAGCCGCGGGGGCCAGUUCCGACUGCUGCAGGCCACGGCCGCCGCCCGCCCGCCCCUUCCGCGCCGGAGCCUCUAGCUCCUUUCCGCGCCCGUCUGCCUGCCUGCGCUCCUGGCGCCGGAGACCAUGAGGUUCCGUAUCUACAAGCGGAAGGUGCUGAUCUUGACGCUCGUGGUGGCCGCUUGCGGCUUCGUCCUCUGGAGCAGCAAUGGGCGACAAAGGAAGAACGAGGCCCUCGCCCCGCCGCUGUUGGACGCCGAGCCCGCGCGGGGUGCAGGCGCCCGGGCCGGGGACCAUCCCGCCGUGUCCGUGGGCAUCCGCCGGGGCUCCAACGAGUCGGCGGCUCCGCUAGUCGCGGCGGCCCCGCACCCCGAGGUGGACAACCUGACGCUGCGGUACCGGUCCUUAGUGUACCAGCUGAACUUUGACCAGACGGUGAGGAAUGUAGGUAAGGCCGGCUCCUGGGCCCCCCGAGAGCUGGUGCUGGUGGUCCAGGUGCACAACCGGCCUGAAUACCUCAAACUGCUGCUGGACUCACUUCGAAAAGCCCAGGGAAUCGACAACGUCUUCGUUAUCUUUAGCCAUGACUUUUGGUCGACCGAGAUCAAUCAGCUGAUUGCUGGCGUGGAUUUCUGUCCGGUUCUGCAGGUGUUCUUUCCUUUUAGUAUUCAGUUGUACCCCAACGAGUUUCCGGGCACUGACCCCAGAGAUUGCCCCAGAGACGUGGAGAAGAAUGCAGCUUUGCAGAUGGGAUGCAUUAAUGCUGAAUAUCCCGACUCCUUCGGCCAUUAUAGAGAGGCCAAAUUCUCCCAAACCAAACACCACUGGUGGUGGAAGCUGCAUUUUGUAUGGGAGAGGAUCAAAGUCCUUCGAGACUAUGCUGGCCUCAUACUUUUCCUAGAAGAGGAUCACUACUUAGCCCCUGACUUUUACCAUGUCUUCAAAAAGAUGUGGCAAUUAAAGCAGCAAGAGUGUCCUGAGUGUGAUGUUCUCUCCCUGGGGACCUAUACUGCCAUUCGCAGUUUCUAUGGCGUUGCUGACAAGGUAGAUGUGAAAACGUGGAAAUCCACAGAGCACAAUAUGGGUCUGGCCUUGACCCGGGAUGCCUAUCAGAAGCUGAUUGAGUGCACAGAUACUUUCUGUACUUACGAUGAUUAUAACUGGGACUGGACCCUUCAGUAUUUGACUGUAUCUUGCCUUCCAAAAUUCUGGAAAGUGCUGGUUCCUCAAGUUCCUAGGAUUUUUCAUGCUGGAGACUGUGGUAUGCACCACCAAAAAACCUGUAGACCAUCCACCCAGAGUGCCCAAAUUGAGUCACUCUUAAAUAAUAACAAACAGUACCUGUUUCCAGAAACUCUAACUAUCAGUGAGAAGUUUAUGGCAGCCCUUUCCCCACCUAGGAAAAAUGGAGGGUGGGGAGAUAUUAGGGACCAUGAACUCUGUAAAAGUUAUAGAAGACUGCAGUAAAAAAAUCACAAUUACAAAAGCAAAAGUAGUGACAGUCUUCUAUUUUUGAUAUUUGUCCAAACAGAAUAUACAAUUGAAUAAAAGGGUUUAGGAACUGGUUUCUGCUUUAGUACAACAACAACAGAAUUCUCGUAAAAGGUGUCCCAAUAUAGUAAUCUUUUCCUUUUAUGUCUGAUUAAGAUGUAAAACAAGUUUUCAUUUUGAGAAUUGGGUUUUAAAGCUCAAUGUGUAUCUGCUAAAGGUAAUCAUUAUUGUUAAUUGAUAAGAAAGAAGAGGAGAAAUUUUAUUUAAAUUGCAUCUAUUAAUCUUUUUAUCCGGAACUUUGUACACUUUUCCACGUUCAAGACUUCUUUUAAGUACAACAGAAUUUAUUUAAAAUUGUCAUAUUAGUAAAAAGUAUUACAAUCAAAUUGUUAAGAGUAUUAAUGGAACAAGCCCAGCUUCACUCUUGACACAGUUACUAGGAAGGGAUUGCUUCACUGGUUUUAUAACUGGAAAGUUAUGUUAAACACCCUGUCAGAACAGAGUCAUUUUCAGUAUUAAAGAUUCCUGUAUUAUUGUGUUAAGAUUUGCCGUGCUUUGGAACCUUCAUAGAACACACUUUCUUUUGGAAUGUAUUUGAUUGAUAAGAAAGUUUAAACACUGUUUUCACCUCAAUGUAGAAAUACAGUGGUUUUUUUUUUUCUUUUAGUGCUGCCAAAAUAAAAUACUCAUUUUUGCA